Messenger RNA from Fimicolochytrium jonesii, 895 nucleotides. RefSeq lists its product as uncharacterized. The transcript is spliced from 2 exons. The coding region runs from base 176 to 793 and encodes 205 amino acids. NCBI's taxonomy places the organism in Eukaryota, Fungi, Chytridiomycota, Chytridiomycetes, Spizellomycetales, Powellomycetaceae. The record is from RefSeq and is a predicted model, not a curated record.
CCCUCCUCCUACCCGGCGCCGCCAUAGCCGAAGGAUCCACCCUUCCUCACGCCAGGAAGUUCCAAUACGAUCUUCUUGGACAUCGGCUGUUUGCUUAGAGAGAAAUAGGGUGGAUUGCGUGGGGGUUGCCGCGCGUCUUGUUCCGUCACCGACGGUGUAAAGGUGAAAGUGUCACAUGGGAACGUCCAGAAAGUCAUUUUUGGUUGGGGGGCCGGUUCUUAUGUCGAUUGUAUUUUUCGCAGUCGUUACGCUGACAGGUCCAGUGGUCCCACCGACAGCGGUGUACGCAGAUUUUGAAUUCAGCGUUCUCCCGGUGGGCGUCCGCGAUCGGUUUUGCGAGCAUCGCCGUCGGCCUCGUGAACAUCCCCAUCUCCCCGUGUCAUGUGGGUGUCUUGCAGACGGGAUAAAAGUUGCUUUUCGGGGUUCUCCAGUCCAUCGCCGCCUCUGGGGUUGUGGCCCGCGCGUCUUCUUGUCGCCUGCACCGCCGUUGCCGUUUGGGAGGCCUUCUUGCGGGCAAUUCUCUUUUUAUUCAGAAUCAGAAGAAGGAGGUGUUUUUGGUUUCCAUAUACUCGUCAGACGGUGUGUGAUACCGUGUGGGUUGUGGGCAGUGUGCUCCCGGAGGAGACGCAACAAGCGAUCUUCCGUUGUGUCGAAAAACUGCUCAGAACGUUCCCCCCUGGCAUCCUCCGUGCGAAAAGGGGGGCUUUUAAGGUAUCCUUCUACGCUCUGGGGUCGUCUGGUUCUGCGCCGACGGCUGGCUUCUAAGCCUUCUAUUAUGCUCCUGAACCUGUGACUUCGCAAGUUGGAACGCGACCGUGGAAUGUGACCUCAUCCGAUUGCGGUGUAGGCGUAACAAAGUCAGCCCUGCACAACUAUGGCGUCGAAAGGGAGGUCA